AUGUGGAGACGAACCUACUUGCUGUUACUGGCGAUCCGUGUUUAUUUUGCGCUGUCGCCGAGCUACUUGCACCCCGAUGAGAAUUUCCAAGGUCCCGAAGUUUUCGCAGGUCGCAUCUUCUCCUAUCCCACUCACCUCCCCUGGGAGUUUACGUCGGACCACCCCAUCCGCAGCGUCUUCCCACUAUGGCCGACCUACGAGCUACCGAUGAGCCUCUUGAAGUGGUUCUCCCUCGAGACCGGAACGGGCAACCCACAUCCACAAUUAGUAUACUAUGCGCUGCGCGGGGGCAUGUUCCUGCUGAGCUUCGUGCUCGAGGACUGGGCUGUCUAUGAGCUGGUUCCUUCCCCGCGCCAUCGUCGCGCGACGGUGGUGCUAGUGGCCUCGUCGUAUGUCACCUGGACAUAUCAGACGCACACGUUCUCCAACUCCCUCGAGACCCUGUUGGUCGCCUGGGGGUUGGUGUUGAUCCGGCGCAUCGUCGAAAACAAGCAGCGCUCCUCCUUCUUUUCCUACGCGGUCCUCUCCUUUAUUGCCGUGGCCGGCGUCUUUAAUCGCAUCACCUUCCCAGCUUUCCUUUUGAUCCCGGGGCUGCAAUUGCUGCCUCAUUUCCGACACAAACCAGCCUCCCUGGCGGCAUUCGUGGGCUGCGGGCUCCUCUUCACGUCGACGGCCAUCCUCACCGAUACGGCCUUCUACCGACCGACAGCCUCGCUCGUGGAUAUUGUGCGCGCGCCCAUCAUCACCCCGCUCAACAACCUCCUCUAUAAUUCAGAUAUCUCCAACCUGGCAGCCCAUGGCCUCCACCCGCACCACCAACACUUGAUUGCCAACCUGAUCCAGCUGCUGGGCCCCGCAUAUAUUGUCAUGAUUCUGUCGCUGUUCAGCUGGCCGGUGGUGCCAUCGUGGAUGCGCAAUGCGCGCGCCGUGUCCGCCGUGUCCGCAACAGUGCUGCUGUCAGCCUUCCCACACCAGGAGCCCCGGUUCCUGAUCCCGUGCGUGCCGCUGCUCCUCAGCUGCGUGCGCGUGCAGCGCUCGCGCCUGUUCCUGGGGGCAUGGAUCCUCUUCAACGCCGCCAUGGGCUUCCUGAUGGGCGUGUACCACCAGGGCGGCGUCGUGCCGGCCCAGCUGGCCAUGCGCUCCAUCGUGGCCACCCACUCGCCCACCCCGCAGCCUGCCGCCGUCUUCUGGUGGAAGACCUACUCGCCCCCGCGCUGGCUCCUUGGCCCGGACCCGGACCCGGCCGCAGCCAUCACCACCUUCGACCUGAUGGGCCUACCGGGCCCGGACCUGAUCCAACAGCUAGACCAGGCCGUGCCCGCCUGCACCCUACCUUCCCCCGUAUUCCUGGUCGCGCCCUCAUCGGCCACCUUCCUGGAUCAGUACGCCCCCACCGCAUCGCCCGCCGACCUCGAGCUCCACCAGCGCUGGUCCUUCCGCCAACACCUCAACCUCGACGACCUGGAUUUCGGUGACGACGGCGUCCUCCCAACCCUGAAACGGGUUGUUGGGCGUCGCGGCCUGGCUGUGUGGGCUGUCCAGCGGGUCUGCCAUUGA
This is a messenger RNA of Penicillium alfredii, 1557 nucleotides long. It is a transcript of the gene smp3, whose product is annotated as glycosylphosphatidylinositol-alpha 1,2 mannosyltransferase smp3. The coding region runs from base 1 to 1557 and encodes 518 amino acids. The transcript is spliced from 3 exons. Lineage: Eukaryota; Fungi; Ascomycota; Eurotiomycetes; Eurotiales; Aspergillaceae. The record is from RefSeq and is a predicted model, not a curated record. Gene Ontology annotation, biological process: GPI anchor biosynthetic process. Gene Ontology annotation, molecular function: alpha-1,2-mannosyltransferase activity. Gene Ontology annotation, cellular component: endoplasmic reticulum membrane.